GUCUUAUUCAGCGUGGCGCCCGCUGCUAUUAGUUUUGCAGUUGGCUUUCGAACUGCGGUCAACACGUUUUUGCUUUCAUUCUACGUUCUUUUUACAGGGGCUGACCAAGGUACUUGGAAGAUGAGCAGAUACUGGUCCUCUCUCGCGAUCGCUAACAAGUCUCCAGUUACUCCCAUCCCUUUUGCCUGUCUGACUAGUUCCAGCAUGCACGCAACGUUGACUUGGAUGGGCCUGAUUCAUGGCUCAAUACAUUUGGGUACGUUAUUCGCGGGAACUGCCUUGGAAUUCCACCCAGUUUCUGCCAUGUGGUUCAUGGUGGGCGGUCUGCAGAUAAGCAAAACUCUCCACGCGCCAAAGCCCUGA
This is a messenger RNA of Exophiala aquamarina CBS 119918, 363 nucleotides long. RefSeq lists its product as uncharacterized. The coding region runs from base 121 to 363 and encodes 80 amino acids. The transcript has 2 exons. NCBI's taxonomy places the organism in Eukaryota, Fungi, Ascomycota, Eurotiomycetes, Chaetothyriales, Herpotrichiellaceae. The record is from RefSeq and is a predicted model, not a curated record.